Chlamydomonas reinhardtii is the source of this 3986-nucleotide messenger RNA. RefSeq lists its product as uncharacterized. Gene Ontology annotation, biological process: peptidyl-tyrosine sulfation. Gene Ontology annotation, molecular function: protein-tyrosine sulfotransferase activity. The transcript is spliced from 12 exons. The record is from RefSeq and is a predicted model, not a curated record. The coding region runs from base 224 to 3034 and encodes 936 amino acids. Lineage: Eukaryota; Viridiplantae; Chlorophyta; Chlorophyceae; Chlamydomonadales; Chlamydomonadaceae. Gene Ontology annotation, cellular component: Golgi apparatus.
GUUUCGCGCCCUGUGUAGUCAAUGCCAGCUUGAUACACAGCGACGCUUGACAUCUAUAAUUGCAGAGAUAUUACAGGUUACUAGAAGAAGAAAUGCGCAGCUCAUGGUGCAGCGGCAUUGAACCGCGCACAAACGGGGUUUCGCGCAACACUCUUGCUGAAACGCUGUUAGCCCUUUGAUAUCUACAAACACAAUGCAUCGACAAAGAUCUGGACUGGCGGUGAUGCUUGCCUUGACAACAGCACUUGCGCUCGUCGGCCCGCCCGCUGCUGCGGCCGCGUCCGGGCCAUCGAAGCCCAAUCCAUCGACGCCCGGCCCGCUCAACGCGCGCGCCAGUGACCCGAUGGAACCCGAGCUCGCGGGUCUACGACGACAGCUGGCAGAAACCCAGGCCGCCCUGGAUUCAAUCGCGACACGCGUGGGGCUGAUGAGCCCCCAGGCCGCCGCCACCGGCCCUGCCUCCGGCCAACCCCGGUCCGGCCCCGCGCCCUACACCCGCACCCAGCUGCUUUCCACCCUGUCUGCCGCCGCUACAGCCCCCACUUCGUCCGCUGCUACAGCCGCUGCUGCAGCUGCCGCCAGCUCCGCGGCUCGCGAGCUGCUGGGGGCUGAGCAGCAGCUGCGCACGGAGGUGGGGGUGGCGCUGCAGCGCGCCAACCACCUGCGGCCCGACGGCGGCACCAGGCUGCCUGAGGCGGAGGCGCACUACAGGGUGGUCCUGUCGGCAAUGGUGGAGGCGGAGCAGGAGGUGGAGGUGGAGGCAGUGGCAGCAGAGGCAGCUGGGGCGGCGGGAGCAGCAGCAGAGGCAGCGGCGGGGCAGCGGCGUCAGCUGCAUCAGGCUCGGCUGGUGCGGCUGGGUGUGUGGGGCAACCUGGCGGCUCUGCUGCUCGAGGCGGACCGGCCGCACGAGGCGCUGGAGGAGCUGCGGGGGGCGCUGGAGCUGGCUGAGGCCAACGACCUCACCGACGCCACCACCGCCCACACGGACCUGCCCGCCAGCCCCUCCCUCUCCCCCGGCCCCUCCUCCGGCCCCUUCAGCCCCCAGGCGGGUCUGGGCAAUCUGGUGUGUGGCCUGCGCUUCAACGCCGGCAAGGCACUGGCGGCGGUGGGUCGCACGGCUGAUAGUGAGGCGGCGUAUGCGGCGGCGGCCCGGGGCGCAGUGGGACUGGACCCGGCCUGCUUCGCCAAGGCCACUGCCGCCAUGACCCGCCUCCCGCCCGACCUGGCCGCACACGUGAGGGCGGCGGUGGCGGCGGCGGCGGACAGCGGCCUCACAGCCCGACUGAUCCGGGCGGCGGCGCGGCAGGCACGGCGGGCGGCGGCGGCGGCGGCGGGUGGAGCUGGGACGGCGGCGGGGGCGACAGAUGAAGAGGAGGAUGAGGGGGACGAGGAGGCGCUGCAGCAGACGUUGGCAGCGGCAGGGGAGGCCGGCGGUGUCGGGGGCAGUGCGGCAGACGCCGCCGCCAGUGCCGCCUCAAUAGCAGUACUGGCGCAGUUGCCGGGACUGGGCAGCAGCAGUAGCAGUAGCGGCAGUAGCAGCGGCAGUAGCGGGGAAGGCGACGGCAGCAGCAGUAGCAGCACCGGGGCCGCUACUGCCGCCGCUUCGUUCCUGACGGCGGCGGCUGCUGCUGCGGGUGGGCGGCGGCGGGGUGGCUGGCUGGCGCCUCUGAGUGCGCAGGAGCUGGGGUGGCUGCACUUCGCGGCGUGGCGGCAGAUGGACGGGGAGGGGGAGGGGGAUGGGGCGGACAAGGAGGGGGCGUCACCGCAGGAGGCGUGGGAUGUGCUGGUCAAGGCCAACCAGCUGCUGGCGCCCUCGCCGCCCUACGACCCCGCCACCGACUGGCGCCAGCUCGCCACCCUCACCGCCGUGUUCACACGCCGCCUGCUGCAGGCGGCGGAGGCGGCGGAGGCGGCGGCGGCGCGGCGGGGGCGGAGGGGAGGCAGGGGCAUCCAGCAGGGGGGAGCGGUGGGGGAGGAGGGGGAGGGGGAGGAGCCGCGCGGGCGGCGGGCGGUGUUUGUGAUGGGCCUGCCGCGGAGUGGGAGCACACUGGUGGAGACGAUGCUAGCCGCUAUCCCCGGUGUGUGGGGUGCGGGCGAGGACACCGCCAUGGCGCCCCUCACCACCGCAGUCAACCAGCUGCUGGCCACACAGGGUCUGUCACAGCCGGACAAGUUGGCGGAGUAUGGGCGCCGCUACACGGCUGUCAUGCUGGAGCGCGCCGCCGCCAGUGGGCAGGGCGGCUGGGGCCCCGGCCGGCCGCCGCUCAGGACCGUGGACAAGAUGCUGCGCAACCUGUGGCUGAUCGGCUACAUCCAGCUGCUGCUGCCCGGCUCCUGCCUGGUGGCUGUAGCACGGCACCCGCUGGACGCCGGGCUGAGCUGCUACAGCCAGCCCUUCGGCUACAGCGGCGUGCCCUGGGCCUGGAGCCUGGAGCACAUCGGGGAGCAGAUCCGUAUGACUGCGGCGCUGCUGGCGCACUGGCGGCAGCACCUGCCGCCCGGCCGCCUGCUCACACUGUACUACGAGGAGCUGGUGGCAGCGCCCGAGGCCACCGCGCGGCGGCUGCUGGCGCACUGCGGCCUGCCCUGGGACCCCGCCGUACUGGCCUUCCACACCUCCAACCGAACCGUGGCAACCGCCAGUGUCGUACAAGUACGGCAGCCGCUGUACACCAAGGCGGUUGGGCGCUGGCGUAAGUACGAGCGGCAGUUGGCGCCGCUGGCGGCGGCGGUUGCGGCUGAGGUACGGCAGUACGAGGCGGAGGUUGAAGUGGCGGUGCGGCGGGCUGUGGCGGCGCAGCGGCGGCUGCAGGAGGCGGCGGAGGCGGCGGAGGCGAGCAAGGCGGCGGCGGAGACGGAGGGGAGAAAGGCGGCGGCGGAGGGGAGAAAGGCGGCGAAAGCGGCAGAGGGGAAGGAAGGGGGAAGGGAGGGGAGAAAGGAGGAGGGGCAAGGUGGGAGCAGUGGGAGAGGGCAGGCAAGGGGGAAGGAGGCGGGGGAAGGUGGCCGGACGGAUUCCAGUCGGUCUGAGCUGUGAGGGUCUAGACAUGAUGAGCUGUGUGACGUGCGGUUGCUGUGUGCACACGAGUGGGACCUGCUGACGUAUUGCAUAUCAGCUGGGGAGGCGCGUGGGGUGCGUCUGCUGCCGCGAAGGCCGCUGCGCUCUGGGUUCGUGACUCGUGAGCUACUCCGUCACCGGCUACUCUGUUUGGGGGGCGUUGCUGCUUUGCUGCGCAACGUGUUCACUGUUCAGGUGUUGUGGCAAGCAGUGAGCGAGGCAGUGCAGGUUCCGGACCAGGUUCCGGACUGUGAAUGGGAGGCCGGUCUCGUGUCCGUCUCCGUCUCCACGGGUGUCGCCCCGACCGGCUGGUGUUCGGGCCGGCCGUGAGACCUGCUGUGUGCGCCGCGGCGCAUGCGGGUGGCCGCACCGGAGGCCCCUCACCCCCUUUCCUGUGUAUGUGUGUGUGUGUGUGCGUGUAUGUGUGUGUGUAUGUGUGCGUGUGUGGAUGUGUGAAUGUGUGUGUGUGGAUGCGUGUGUGUGUGUGUGUAUAUGUGUGUGUGUGUGUGUGUGUGUGUGUGUGUGUGUGUGUGUGUGUGUGUGUUAAAAAACGAAACGAAAGCCCGCCCAAUGACGCGACGGAGUUACUUACCGAUACCCACCAUUUUACCGAGCGUCGCGUGACUGUCGUGACCCAGGUAGUCAUACUUACCCGCGAUAAGCCUGGAACCCCACGGGCGACCAUUCGGCCUGACCCCGCGAUGCACCUGUAUGCGUCCAUGCUCCGCACCCUGGGCGCGCUAAACAACGUUUACCCAGCACGCCUAAUUCCCGGAUUCCCGCCCGCUGGUCGUAGUCGAGCUCACCUAUAGGCAAAGGUGGAAGCAUGGGCAUAGGGCGGCAGCGAGGAAGUGUCACGGGCAUGUGAAUGGCAACGGCGAUAAGAGAGGCGGCGUGCAGCAGACAAGCUAGGUAUCACGCGUCCCAAAUC